AUCGCAGUCAUUAUCGCAGUUUGCGGCUAUAAAAGCUUGGACACUCUUCGACUGAUCAGUUGUCGAAUUAUAUUACUGCUAUGGAUUAUUUUCCGGUGCUGAAGCUUAUCGCCCUGCUGCUCCUGGUGGAUCUGGGAUAUGCUGCGGGUAACUACCAGACCUACGACCAGCUCCCGAAAGGUAUAGAUUGGCGCCGAUACGGUUACAUCUCGCCGGUCCAGAAUCAGGGAGGGUGCCAAGCUAGCUGGGCCAUGUCUGCGGUGGGAGCUGUAGAAGCUCAUCUGGGCAUCAAAAACCGCCGCUUGGAUCAACUCUCUGUCCAGCAACUGAUCGACUGUGCAUCCAAUUAUGGUUGCGGUGGAGGAUGGGCGAGUGUUGCCUUCAAUUAUACUAGAGAUCAUGGCAUUGCUUCCAAGACUUCUUACCCGUAUCGAGCUGAACAGUCAACUUGUAGCUACGAUCCUAGUACCAGUGCUGGCAGAAUAAGGAGCUAUGUGACAUUGCGCUACGCCGAUGAGAAGUGUUUGGCCGAAGUUGUUUACAAUAUUGGACCCGUGGUGGUGCACUUAGACAGCCUGCAUGACUCUGUCUUGGAAUACAAAUCGGGAAUCUAUCGUGAGGAGGAUUGCAGGUUCGAUAUGGCAUACCUAACCGAAGCUGUUCUCGUAGUGGGUUUUGGAACCGACAGCAACUACGGCGACUACUGGAUCUUAAAAACCUCAUUUGGAAAGAAUUGGGGAGAGAAUGGCUAUAUGAGGCUGGCCAGAAAUGCAGGCAACAUGUGUGGGGUGGCCACUCUAGCGCAAUAUCCCAUUGUAUAA
Drosophila kikkawai is the source of this 821-nucleotide messenger RNA. Its product is annotated as procathepsin L-like. The record is from RefSeq and is a predicted model, not a curated record. NCBI's taxonomy places the organism in Eukaryota, Metazoa, Arthropoda, Insecta, Diptera, Drosophilidae. Gene Ontology annotation, cellular component: lysosome. Gene Ontology annotation, molecular function: cysteine-type endopeptidase activity.